This is a messenger RNA of Zootermopsis nevadensis, 2349 nucleotides long. RefSeq lists its product as uncharacterized. Lineage: Eukaryota; Metazoa; Arthropoda; Insecta; Blattodea; Termopsidae. The record is from RefSeq and is a predicted model, not a curated record. Gene Ontology annotation, cellular component: endomembrane system. Gene Ontology annotation, biological process: proteasome-mediated ubiquitin-dependent protein catabolic process. Gene Ontology annotation, molecular function: ubiquitin protein ligase activity.
ACGUAUAUUGUGGUCUUCUGGUUUAUGACAUCGUAGACGGUUACCAUUACCAACGAUUCUAAAGAACUUGCUGCCUCCAUACGGGAGGUAUCAAUUUUACGUCGUCAUAACACAGAUCAUAGCCUAAAGGACAAUAUUUUGAUCAGUUCCGAAAAGCAAUAUCGUAGUUAUAUAAUUACUUUAUAAUGUUAGAAUUGACGUCACAUUUGGCAAGCUGGGGAGCGAUAAAGACGCCAACAUUCUACACAUAGCAUAAGACGAGUUCUACUAAAUACACUCUUGAAUUUAGUACAAUUUGUAUCCGAUGUUCUUAAACAAAGUUGUGGGUGACCUGAAUGAUUGCUUCCGCACACGUCCUAAAAGAAGAAUCUUUUUAACAUAAAUUUCAUCCUAAUAAUACCUGCAACUCCAUUUCCUACCGCAAAGGAAACACAUCGCGUCUCCAACAAAAAGAUCAAUCUGUAAACGCUGUCCAGAGAAACAAUUGCAGAACAAAGAUUUCUUUAAUGUAUUCAAUACCAGGAGAAAUAUAUUUUACUUUCUAUAACUGACAACAAUCAUUCACGAUUAUUUCCUCAUUUAUUUUUGAAAUGUUAACUAAGGACUUUGAUAUUAAAUUUGAAACCUUCAUGAAAAAAUAUAUUAACCACACAAUUCUCUUGAAUUUUGUUUGUACAUAACCUGCAAAAUAAACUUGUCUGCAAAUUAAAGAUCCUUAAAAUUGUAUACACUAGUAUUGCAGGCUUUCUACAAUGAUCUGAUUCUAAGGCCAGUCAUGGUGGGAAACCCUUAUCGUUACCGAGCAGCUCUACAUGAACUGGAGAACAGAAACGCCACUGCGGGAUGUCUGCUGGCACCACUGUUCCUCAUUCCAUUAGCAGGACGACUGUAUAGCAUGGUCACGCUCCUCUCACUAGCGCUGGUAUACGUGGCACUUGUAGUGCCGAUGGCAACAGGCUUCUACUCGGCUGGCUCUCUGUUUGCUAGAAUGAGGAGCAUCGCUGCACACAUGUGGGACAUAGAUAUUCUACACUACAGUGCAAGACGGACAUGGGCCUUGAUGACGUGCCUGCAUAAUCUGUACAUGCGUCUAGACACCAUCCAUACCACCACAAACCAGGUAUUGUUUUUCCUUCUGGCAGAAAAGAUACUGUGCCCAGAUCAGCGCCUGGCAUGCCUGUACUGCCUGCUCUUCUACACUGUACUUGCCUACCUACAGCGUUCAUUAUAUACUCGCCACUGGUCACGGCUGCUAAAUGAAAAUUCAGCUGCAGACUUCAUUAAACUCACUACAGCAUUCAUCAUUGUUAGAUUGGGAAAGGGAAUGGCCAUGAGCAUGGUUCUGUUAACAUUCACCCUGCAGUUCAAUCACCUGGAGCUAACGUACAGUUACGUUGCACUAACGCUUCUGUACUUCCUCCUGUCUCAAUACAAAGGAGCAGCUGGAGAGGAGACUUUUAUCGUCUCUGCAGUGAGACAUUUGGAGCUCCAGGUGCUUGAGGGAUUUGAAGAGUUCUGGGUUCCUCUCGCCAUCUAUGGCAGCACGGUUGCGCUUUCUGUUACACUAACGCUGGCAGCAGUAUGGCAGUUUAACUAUUGGACACUGUGCAUCAUCGUUGGGUAUGCCAAUGUCUACGUGUGUGGGCUACAAGUAUUGGAUCGCUAUUGGGGUCCCCUUGCAGCACAGCGAGCUGUGAUCGCACCCUUCCCACUGGCCACGUUGCAACAGAUCACAGAACGAGGAGACUCAACCUGCCCUGUCUGUCUGGAUGACAUGCACCUCUUUGCAGUCCGCAUCACCCCUUGUUCACACAUCUUCCACGGGCAGUGCCUUCGCAAAUGCAUAAUUCAAUAUGGACAGUGCCCACUCUGUAAGCAGCAGUUGUGACAGCUUAAAAACUGUAAAAACACUUUAGCCUGAUAAAGACAAAAUUACAAAUGCUGUGUGUGGAAUGUGAAGAAGGUAAAGGUGGUAAUAAUUGACGCAUUACUGGCACAGGGAAAAUAUGGACCAAGCUAAUUGUGUUACUGAUACGUUUUUAUAUAACCAAUCAAAUGCAACGUAACAAAGACUGUAUGGUCUUCUGGGUUGUGAUGCAAUAUAGUCUUGUGGGUGUUUACCACUGUUUCUGAAGAACCUAUAACCUCCAACAUCUACCCUGAAGAUUCUUGCAGGUGUGAUGCUUAAAAACCAGCCUUUUUUCUGCUUGAAUGAUAAUGCCAGUUAAUAAUUAUUUAGAAUAUUGAGUACAAUUUCAAUAACAAAAAAUUAUAAUUACCUGUUCAAAUUAAUACUGUAUGAUUGUAUAUAAUUACUAUUUUUAAAUUAAAGCAAUACAUUCAUAUCAA